UAAAAAUUUAUGUCGUAAAUUGAUCGUUCUUAAUUUGAUAAGGAUCGAUCCAAUAAUUACUUAUUUUAUAACUUAAUGUUUAAAUAACACUACAUAGUAUACCCUGUAGUUAGGCCUACAUUACCUCCGCAGCAUUAAGGUAGUAAACAGGUGUUCACAUAGUUACGAACAAGAUGGCCGCUUACGCUGUAAAUAUUUUGGUAGAGCGAGAGUACGAUAAACAGUAAACCAAACUGUGUUAUUUCACAAGUUCAACAUGGCUGUGGCAAGGCCAUUAUCUCAGGUGGAUCUGUUGACCAGUUCCCAGAAUGCAUUGCAUUCUACAGACUACACAAUACCAGACACAUUGGUGGUGCCAUACAAAUCCAAGCCAGUUCCUAAUCACUUAUUGGACACAAAAAUAUUUCAUAAUGUAGCUCAAAACGAGGUGAUCCAAGCUCGUCCAGCAUCCAUUCAUUAUGCUGGGUUUGAACCAGGAAAACUUCACAAAAUGAAAUUGACUAUUGCGAAUGUAUCAACAGAAGUUGUCAAGAUGCACAUCAUUCCACCAACCACACAAUACUUCAAAGUUUGGUACACGAAAGGCGACCGACUUGUCCCGGGGCUUACAAUGGAUUGUACGGUGGAGUUCAGACCAGAUGAGUGGCGUUACUUCUAUGACUGCAUCAGGAUCCAUUGUAAAGGGGACAACAACCUAUUGGUACCUAUACAUGCUUAUCCUGUUAUGAAUAUUUCAGACUUUCCACAGAUUGUAAGGUUUCCGCCAACUCCAAUAUCUCAGAGUAAAACGCAGGUGUUUCCUCUACGAUGCAAUGCACCAAUUGACUUUGAGUUUUUAAUCACCUAUUUACAACCACAUCCAUCAUUCCAAGUGGAACCACUAAAAGGCAUCGUUCCUGCUAAAGGAGAGACCAGGAUAUCUGUAACUUUCACCCCAACAGAUUUUAGCACGGCACAUUUGAAAUUCCAGGUUAUGAUCUCCCAGUUCAACUCUAAGCCGUUAGUUUGUGCAGUCUCUGGUAAUUCUACUCCUGGAUUAGCCCAGGCUGAAUUGAAUCUUAAAACCAGUGAGCCAUUUGAUGCAACAUCUCAACUUGACCCUCACUCAAUUUCUCCCAUCGGAUUGGUGAGGAAAAAGAAGCUGGCAAAAAUAAAAAAGUCCUCCAAUUCCCAGCCUACAACAACCAAAACCAAAGCACCUAAGGAGAUUGAGAAAAACGGAAUUCGGUUCCCAACGAAGAUAGACUCACAGCAUGCAGUCAAUAGUGUUCUGCUGCAAGAAGCUGGAAAACUACGAGUUAAAGAUCUUAGAGAAGUAUUUCCACGAUUUGAUACCUACACAAAUGACUUAUGGACACUGCGCUAUCAAGCAAUUGUCAGGUUCCAACAAGCAGCUAGAAAAUAUAUUAUAAGAAGUCGAGUGGAUAAGAAGCUACCUGUGAUUAGGCAGCUGAUAGCAGACUUCAAGGCUGGCAGGGCAGGCAAACCACCAUCAGUAACAUUCGGAGAAGAAAUGGAUGAAGAAAUCUUGGAACAUGUUCCUUUAGACAUCAAUACAGAGAAUGUUAAAUCAUGGGCAUUCCCCACCUACACAGCCCCAGAUUAUAAAGAUGAUAUGGCACCAGAUGCAUUGGGCAUUGUGCCCAUUAGGAGAACUGAUGUUGUGGUGAAGAAAAAUGUAUCCUUCUCAGACCUCACUGUACCAAAGCAUUAUAAACUGAUGGGCUAUAAAAAGCAUAGUGUUCACCAAGCAUCUUAUGGCUAUGUUCCACCAAAGCUAGCGAGACCACUGAGAACAGGUGCUGAGGAUGAGGUUAUCAAUAUGCCGAUACCCCAGGCGGCAUGGACCCAGGAACGAACUGACAAGGGGCAAGAUGAAAGGCUAGUUACUUCACCAGAGCCUGAAAGGCAAAGCAAGAAAUUGAAAUUAGCUCCACCGAGUGCUCUCUUCCAGCCCACUGAAUACCCACCAUUGCAUAUAUUUAAUCCAUGUCCAGGACUACAGACAUUCCUUUCACCUUUACCUUAUUCUGAAGUUGACCCAGACUUCCACCUGUGUCCUCUACCACGUUACACACACGGCGACAAGAGCAAUAAGCAUGGAACCAUGUUAAAGACUUUUCUGGACAGAGAGGAUGUCAUUAGGCAUGUCAUGCAGUGGAAGAAGUUCCCAUCGCAAGGGCUUGUGUCACUGGCUAACACACCAACUCUAACCAAUGUUUGGGUACCUAGGUGGACGGAUCCAUUUAGUACUGAGUUGCUUCCAUUAUCUGUUCCUCCAUUACUUGAUGGUUUACCAGAAGAUGAUCAAGAAAAUAUCCUCACAGAAAAAAUUGAUGAAGAUGACGAUGAAAUUGAAGUAGAAAAUACAAUAAUGCUCACGCCUGACAUGGUGAGUGCGGAAUUUUCACUUAUAGACCGCCCUUUGACGCCAGAUGAUAAGGAAUCUGAUGAGUUUCCAUAUGGUACUAAGCUACCAACUCACAAUAAUCCAGUCUCAAGCACAGGACCAGUUCCUAGGGAGAGACGAGAACAAGAACUGGAAGGAUUUCUACAGAAGCGGUACAACCAAUUGGGGCAGAAGAUAGAGUCUAGAAUAGGUCACAUGAAUGGGUUACUAACUGACCCUAAACUUGCCCUCAAGUAAUGUGUAGUUGGGAAUUGUCUUAUCAUGUUAUAUCAAAUAAAUUGCAUUAUGUAAAUCUACUUUGUGAGAACAAGUUUUUUGGAACUGCCACAAAAUCUGGUACAGCCUGGGCCUUGGGCAUCAUUAGUUUACACUUUUAUAUUACAAAAACACAGACAUGGAUGUCUUCCUUGUUAUUUCCAUCCCUUAUUUUACUUCGUAUAUUUUAUUUAAUUUAAAUACAAAAAAAAACUAUUAUUUUACCUUGAAAAGUAUAAAAAGGAAUGAAGAUCAUAAGCUCAAAAUGAUUUAUUCUCACUGAAUUUAUAAAUCAACUAAAUGUACUCUAUGAUAAUAAUAAUAUUUAUUUGGAAAUGGAUGUGGAAUAGGCGAGAAGGCCAGUGGCUGAUCUAGGAAUUCAAAUAAAGGGGGCCAGGGAAGGAAACAACACAGUUAUAUACAGUAGAACCCUUUCUUUGGCACAUCCCUAUUAAGGGGGACACUUACUUCACCACAAAAGAAAGAAAUUAUAUCUUUUAACACAACAGCCAACCACUAUUCAUGGGACACCCUAUUAAGGAUACACUUUUUUGGUCCUGAAGGUGUCCCUAAUAGGGUUCUAUUGUAUUCUAUGCUGACAAUUCUUGGUCCAUCUUCUCAACAUAUGUAUCAAAUCAAAUUGUUACUAUUCACUAAUUCUUUGCAGUUUUCACUCGCAACAAACCAGAUGAAAGUACUGUAUUUGAAUACAGCACUGUAUUUUUUUCUCUUAUAUUACUGUAUUAUAAAAUCUUUGUGAAUACAGAGUAUAUUUAAUUGUAAGAUAGCACAUGUAGUGUCAUUGUACAAAAGGUUUGUAAAUACUAGUUGCCCUGGAAGGAUUUUUGAGAAUUUGAUGGUCAGUUAUAAGUUGUGAUUUAGGAAUCAUAAUAAAAAUUGAAACACAGUGUAA
Anneissia japonica is the source of this 3578-nucleotide messenger RNA. Its product is annotated as cilia- and flagella-associated protein 221-like. NCBI's taxonomy places the organism in Eukaryota, Metazoa, Echinodermata, Crinoidea, Comatulida, Comatulidae. The transcript has 15 exons. Gene Ontology annotation, biological process: cilium movement; cilium assembly. Gene Ontology annotation, molecular function: protein binding. Bases 257 to 2647 code for a protein of 796 amino acids. Gene Ontology annotation, cellular component: cilium. The record is from RefSeq and is a predicted model, not a curated record.